Soboliphyme baturini is the source of this 402-nucleotide messenger RNA. The record is from the annotation of a GenBank genome assembly. Lineage: Eukaryota; Metazoa; Nematoda; Enoplea; Dioctophymatida; Soboliphymatidae.
AUGCCGGCUGCUGCUCAGCCGUCAGGCAGGAUAUCGACGACCGACUUCAGACGCGACGUGCGCGACACGACACAUGAUACUGGGGCCUGUGCCUUCUCGGUCGUUUCCUCGUCCCUCCCCACCUCGGUGUCGACGGCGCCGGACAGCUGCGACCGCUUUCUCAACGCCAGUCUCACGUAUGUGUCCAUUUUGCAGUUGUUCGGUGCCCCGCAGCGAAACUCAGGCUCGUCGUCCUUGGAAGGACGCCGAACAAGCGCAACACACACAGCACACGCGAUUGACCGACCGACCGACCAACCGACCGGUCUCGGUCAUGCGUUCGUUCAGCGCUGCUCGUCCCUUCUCUUUGAGUCAAUAGAUUUUGGAGCAUUGAACGUGUACGCACGCAGCGCCUGGUUCUAG